Triticum turgidum subsp. durum (durum wheat) is the source of this 1317-nucleotide messenger RNA. NCBI's taxonomy places the organism in Eukaryota, Viridiplantae, Streptophyta, Magnoliopsida, Poales, Poaceae. The record is from the annotation of a GenBank genome assembly.
AUGGAUGCACCUGCAGCUGGCAAGAAGAUGAGCAUAGGAGGAGAGAAAAAGGAGCAGAGGAAAUCAGGUUCUUCCUUCUGGAGAGCCAUGGCGUUGAAGAGCAGAAGCCAGCCAGCAGGAGCAGUAGAGAGCAAGAACAGCAGGAGCGAGAGGAAGAAGACGACGACCACAACGAAAAGGAGUGUCAGCAGCAUUGGCAGGAGCAUGACUUGCCCAGGGUCAAUCUGCGGCACGAAGGAGAGCGCUGUGCUGAGCAGGGAAAGCGAGAGGAAGAAUAGCGGCCGCAAUGUCUCGAGCAGCAGUAGGUCUCUCAAGGCUCCGGACAAUGACAUCAUGUCCGUGCCCGUGGUGGCUUCCGGCGCGGUCGUGUCAGCGUCGUCGUCGUUCAACUCGGAGACCUCGGUGGCUACGACGGCGACCACCGUCAGCUCGUCGUCGUCGUCGUCGUCGUCCGCUCUCUCGUCGCCUCUUUCGUCCAUCGUUGCCGGCUCCAGGUCUUUCAGGAAGCUCUCCGGCUGCUACUACGAGUGCCACUCGGUGCUCGACCCCAGGACAAGCCUCGUCGGCGGCGCCGGCAUGCUCCCCUGCUCCGACUGCGACGAGUUCUUCGUCAAAGCCGACUCCCUCGAGCUCCACCGAGCAACCCGCCAUGCAGUUUCGGAGCUCGGCGCGGAGGACACGAGCAGGAACGUGGUGGAGAUCAUCUUCCAGUCCAGCUGGCUCGUAGGGAAGCCGAGGGCGGCGCCGAUUUGCAGGAUCGAGAGGAUUCUGAAGGUGCACAGCUCCGGCAAGACCGUGGAGAGGUUCGAGCAGUAUAGGGAGCGCGUCAAGGCGAUUGCGGCGAGCAGCACCGAUGAGCUGGCCAGGAGGAGCUUCCCACGGUGCGCCGCCGACGGGAACGAGAUCCUCCGGUUCCACUGCACCACCUUCACGUGCUCCCUCGGCCUCGCCGGUGCCACCUCCCUCUGCCGGUCGUCUCCGCAGCACUGCAAGCUGUGCAGCAUUAUCAGAGACGGCUUCAGGGUCGACGGCGAUGGGAAAAUUGCGACGAUGGCGACAAGCGGACGUGCUCACGACAAGACGCAGACGCCUCUGUCGGGCGGCAGCGGCGGCGGCGAGAAGAGGGCGAUGCUGGUGUGCAGGGUGGUGGCAGGGAGAGUGAAGAAGCUCGUCAACAGCAGCAAUUCUUCAGAGGAGUCUAGCGGUGACAGCGUCAGUUCGUGCUCAGAUUUGGAUGAACUCUCUGUGUUCAACCCAUUGGCUAUACUGCCUUGCUUUGUGGUGAUGUAUACAGUGGCUACUGACAUAAUCACAUAG